AUGAGAGCCCACGUCAACCUCGCGGCUCUUUGCUGCAUCCUAUCCUGCAUCUUCGCUAUCUCCUUGGCCCAAGAUACUUCAUGUUGCGACGCAAACGGGGUGUGCCUCCCACAAGCCGUCCUCGAGCAACAGGACACCGCCACUCUCAGUACCCUCGCUGGUCGCCUCCUCGGUUCCCUCGGUCGCCUCAUAAAUCCCGGUCGCUUCCCCUGUGCCCUUCUUGAUCGUCUCGUCGAGUGCCAGGUUGUAAUCAAUGACCUGUCGACCAGCAUCAAAGCUCCUUCGCUGGAAAAUGGCAAAAACGACCUCGUACUGAACGUAUCACUGUCCUUCACCAAUUGCAGAGCCAGUUUCACUGCUCUCAACGCGGCUACGGCGACGGGCGAAGUCGACAUCCAGUUGAGGAUGAAGGGCUUAAUCGACGGCGGACUCGCUAAGAAACGGCAUAGCUGA
Molecule: messenger RNA, 453 nt
Organism: Anthostomella pinea
Lineage: Eukaryota; Fungi; Ascomycota; Sordariomycetes; Xylariales; Xylariaceae
Source: the annotation of a GenBank genome assembly